CAGAUACCGAAAUGCCAUCCCGUUCGCGUCGUCGCAAACGUCAUUUCGGUGUUUGGCCUCCUCUACGAAUGCCUGAAGAAGGAAUUUUCACGGAUGAUGGAUACCUCUUCCACCAUGAAACACCAAUGGCACUCAAUAAUUCUCAUAUGGAAAGAUUGCUAGAGUAUGGCAUCCAGCUAGCUCAUGGAGAGCGCUUCACACCCGAAGAGGACCAGCGAAUUAGAAAGAAUUGGCGUUCAUUUUCUCAAAAGCAUGGUUUUAUCUAUGAGGAUGCACGCUCCUAUGCUGGAUUUGCCCAAGACUUGCAGUCGUCAGAAAGCAGCAAGAGCAGAACAGUCUUCUCAUGAAGCUAGGAAUGUGGCCGCGCCUGUGUCGAAAACUAGAGCAUAGGAGCGCACGUCAAAUUCAAAGACGAAUUUGUAUUAUAUUUGAUCCUCAUUAUGUAGGCCACCCAAGUCCGCUUUCGCUGGAUACAGUAUUGCAGGCAAAUGAAAUGGCUUUGCAAGGGAAAUCCAGAUGUGAAAUAGCUUUGUCUUUGGGCAUUUCAAUGAAUCGACUUCAUAAUGCUAUGUAUACCUAUAAGAAAACUCUCGAAAGACGAUAUAUUAAUGCUGAGGAAGCGGCUCGUGAUCCAAGUAUUUUGUCUAAGAAGAGGCUAAAUAGAGAGCGGUACAAAAUGCUAUUUGAAAGUGUGCUAAAAAGAGCUUCACUGUCUCAAGCAAAGCUUGCGGAGCUUUUGCAAAAAUCGUUGGGGGAUGUACAAGCGUAUUUGAAAGACUUUCGCUGGACAAGUUUAGUUCCUGUGUUUCCUCCACUGAAUGCAGAAGAGAUAGAAAAAGAGUGGCAUGUUCUAAUUGAAGAGCUUAGUCGUUCUUUCCUUUCGUUUCUGGAAGUACUUGGUGAGGAAGAGGCAUGGCAGGCUGCCAUGAACGAGGUUAUGCCAUUUGUGCAGUUUUCUUUACGUGAUGUUAUCUUCUACUUAAAGGCGCUGAGGAAAUGUAUUGACAAGAAAACUAGAGUGAUUCACCCUCAGUACAUAGAUACGACUAAGCUCAGUGAGAAGCUGUCUGCGAGAGGGCUUGUUGAUAAAGAGACGUUUGACCUGAACAAAUGUGAUAUUUAUAAAAGAGUCAUGGUUGUGCUUCGUAGUAGGAACAGAGAAGUAUUUCGACAACUGCAAUUUCCCCUAACCUCACGAGAAAAGCUUCGCAUUUUGGAGAUUUGCUACCGUCGUUUGUCAAACUCCAACGGUAAUGAGCUGAUAACUGCCCUCCCACGCCUGAAAAAACCGCUCUUGGUUGAAUGCAUUAUAGAAAGGAUGCAUGAAAUAGAUCCCUCUUGGCAGCCACCACUUCUCUUUCAGCGAUGGAUACGUUCUUGGCAUCAUGCUGAGUUAUUUACAAAGCGCACGAACAAUGACGAAAUAAGAAAUAACGUUUUGGAUGUGCAUUUCUUGAGGAACGCGCUUUUCGAAGAUCCCGCAGAAUGCCUCUAUGGUUCAUCUUCGACUACUAGGCAACACUAUUCACAAGGGAACAAAGAAACACUGGAUCCGAUGCUUGGAACUUCUCACCCUCAAGAUCCCGCAGAAGCUGGGACUAGCUUUGAUCAAGAUCCUUCAGUGCUUUCUUUGACCACAGCAGAAAAUAACCCGAACUCAUUGGAAGACAUCACUGGGACUUCCUGGAGGAAAAAGCGUCGCAAUUUGGCUUCGACCUCGGCAGACGAAGGAGCUCACCUCAAUGUAUCUCUACCUUCUGUACAACACGAAAACAUCGAUCGACAGGAAUUUACGCACUUUGAUGAUUACUUCAAAGGCUUUUCAAGAAUUGAGUCACAACCAGACGAACAUGACAGUGCUGGAGUCAACAGCGUCCCAUAUGACAUUUUUGGUGAAUCGGUAGACGACACAAUCCUGGCUGGAAAUAUUGAAACAGCAGCUGAUAGAGUCGUAGCAGAAACUCCAGCAUCGCCGCGGGAAUCCUCCCCUUCCACCAGGCAAUCGCCUGAACCUACCAUGCUACUAGAGGGAGAAGAUGAUAGCUUCAGAAACUUGAAAAUCACUGUUCCUAUCCCAAAAGCAACUCCACCUGAGAGGUCGCGAGAACCAGAUAUAAUGAUGGAUGGAACAGCCCAAGGAUGGAUGAAGUUUUUGCAAUAAUUCUGAUCAAUCGCAGUGAUGACUUAUCGGUAGCCCGUGUACACACU
This is a messenger RNA of Cylicocyclus nassatus, 2208 nucleotides long. NCBI's taxonomy places the organism in Eukaryota, Metazoa, Nematoda, Chromadorea, Rhabditida, Strongylidae. The record is from the annotation of a GenBank genome assembly.